Molecule: messenger RNA, 189 nt
Organism: Rhinocladiella mackenziei CBS 650.93
Lineage: Eukaryota; Fungi; Ascomycota; Eurotiomycetes; Chaetothyriales; Herpotrichiellaceae
Exons: 3
Coding region: 1-189 (62 amino acids)
Source: RefSeq, a predicted model, not a curated record
AUGCCGUCUACACUUGAAUAUCAGGUUACGAAGAGCGAACAGGCGAACAUGAAGCUGAUCUAUGCAGGUUUUGUCGAUCUCCUCAUUGCAGACAAUAAAGACCCCUACACCCUCAUGGAGUUCAAGAACAUCCAAAUCCCCUACCUAGGGCUUAAAAUUCAAGGGCGACAAAUACUGUUGAACAAUUGA